Messenger RNA from Penicillium cataractarum, 2085 nucleotides. Its product is annotated as tRNA lysidine(34) synthetase. The annotation marks the transcript as partial. Gene Ontology annotation, molecular function: ATP binding; ligase activity, forming carbon-nitrogen bonds. The transcript has 3 exons. Gene Ontology annotation, biological process: tRNA processing. NCBI's taxonomy places the organism in Eukaryota, Fungi, Ascomycota, Eurotiomycetes, Eurotiales, Aspergillaceae. The record is from RefSeq and is a predicted model, not a curated record.
AUGGCUGGGAAGAAAGCUAUUUCAGUCUCGCAAUUUGCCGAGCACUUUCGUCGUGCUUGGUUGGGAACACAAGAGAAGUUUUAUUCUGGUCGAAGCCUCGAUCGAAAUGACUUCAGUCGCCUGCCUCGCAGGCUCGGCCUGGCCAUCAGCGGCGGCGCUGAUUCGAUGGCCCUUGCAUUCCUAUGUCGCCAACUAGAACGGUCGGCCUUAGCUGGAGCUAUCUCUGUUACCGCGUUCGUGGUUGAUCAUCGUGCUCGGGCAGAAAGCAGCCAAGAAGCACGGACUGUGGCUGGCUGGCUUACAGCAAUGGGUAUCAAGACAAAGAUUCUGGAGCUGGACUGGGCUCAGUUCGCAAAGCAAGACAGCUCAGGCCAAGCGAAAGAAAAUUCGCCUUUGCCAUCGGCUUUUGAAACACACGCUCGUCAUUUGCGUUUUCGAGCCCUCGGUGCCGCCUGCCGUGAGAGGGGCAUCAACGCCUUACUCAUGGGUCAUCACCAAGACGACACAGUAGAGACUACCAUCUGGCGACUAAGUUCUGGAGGAAGAGGCGCCGGCCUUGCCGGAAUCCCUGAAGUUGCUCGAAUCCCAGAGUGUCAUGGUCUGUUUGGAGUCUCCGAGAGCGGUUCAUUUAUUCAAUUGGCUAAGCGCGGCAGCCAUGCUCGGCUACCAUUCCAUGUUCAAGUCGACGACAAGAACAAAGGCAGUAUCAUUUUCAAUCCAGAUACGACCCAACAAAAUUCUAGCAAACACCAAGCAACGAGGAUUUCAUCGCCUGAUAUAGCAAGCGCAUCUGCCUUACCAGGCGUCUCCGUCGCAACCGGUGGGAUUCAUAUCUGUCGCCCACUCCUUUCAUUUCCGAAAACCAGCUUACUGGAGACCUGCCACCAAAACAAGAUACCCUACGUCUCCGAUCCAACAAACUUCGACCCGACUCUGACCCCGCGCAAUGCAAUUCGCAGCAUGCUCUCCUCCGACUCUUUCCCACGGGCAUUGCGGGCACCGUCUAUCCUAUCCUUGAUACGAUCAAGUCAAUCAUUCCUUCACACAUCGACCGAGUUUUCAAAUCAACUUCUUGCAUCAAAAUGUCGUAUUCUCGACCUGAAUUUGAAAGCGGGCACGAUGGUUCUUCAAAUCCUGGAUCUCCCCUCAUUCUUAGAUCCUCUGAAGUCUCAAUUGUGCCCGUCUCGUCUAUUCCAAAUUCAAGCUCUCACUCUCCGGCGCAUUACCGAAAUUAUUUCCCCUUUCCAUGGAAAUCAUUUCCCAGUGCGCAGCUACGAGCCUUUCAUCUCACGCGUAUUUACAUCGUCUGAAGAAGGCCACGAAGGCAGCGGGGCCCAAUCAAACAACCCACCACCCCCUCCUCGGCAAAAUUUCACGUUGGGGGGCGUUAUGUUUCAACCUCUCGCCGUGAAAGAUACCGACGGCCAAGUCCCUGGUGGCAAAAACAUAUGGUUACUAUCUCGUCAGCCAUUCUUCAAGAACAAAGGCACUAUUACUCGGCUCGAUAUUCAACUCUCGAAUGGCAAACAUCAUUCGAACUCAAAAUCGGCCAUGGGUAACGCUCCGUGGACAUUAUGGGAUGACAGAUACUGGUUCCGAUUCAGAGUAAUCUCCGCUGAGAAAAACCAAGGAAAACGGUCUAACAACGUGACCUUCAUCAUCCGUCCACUUCAACAGCCUGAUCUUUCCACGAUCCGCAUCGACCCAUCACUACUCCCAGAAAUGAAACGCACCAAAAACAGAUUCCCGACAAUGAUCCAUAAUGUGCUCAAGAGCCGUCUUUCCGAAAAUGCGCCCGGGUCAUCACGUUUCACGCUUCCAAUACUAGCUGUGGAAAAGCCUCAUACGUCGCCGCAGCCACCAAAGCAUGAGUCUGAGCAGCUUAUAGCUCUACUGACUUUUGACCUCUCGUUGGAUGCAUUGUCCAAGAAAAGAGGUUCCAAUGCGGUAGAGUUUACUUACGGGGAAGAGAAAUUGAAAGUGAUAUGGGAAUGGAUGUACAAAAUGGUUGACACCGAGGCGAUUCGCCUUAUGGGCGGGCCUGGCAAGGUUGAAAAUGAAUCGGCUAGUGUACACGACGAUAAG